ACUCUCUUGCCUUUUCUUCAGUUCUCUCCCUCGCUCUCUCGCCAUGGCUUCCAAUGGAGACGACCUCGAUCUUCUCCUCUCGCUCCGAGAAGAUCGAGUCCCAGAGACUCCUCCAGGUUCCCCAUCGUCUCAUCCUUCCGAUCUACCAGGUUAUUUUUCUGAUGAUGCUUUGCCAAAGCGGACCGGAUCAGCGAAUAUGUCGGUGUUCCGGGACGCCGUGAAAGAUUAUCUUGAUGAGGCCAAUCCCAGUACAUCUGGCCCCGUUGUCCGCAAUCCGAAAAAAGCGAGGAAAUCCCAUGAAGUGGAAGCUGAGAAGUUCUCAGAUCUUCGGAUAAGGAAUUCGUUGAUAUCCUCUGUGGAGCUGAGUAAUCGAUUGUCCGAUCUUCGGUUUGUUAGAUUGACUGCAAUAAGGAAUUUGCUCUCUGGUGACACACUUUCUGGUUGUUGGGCCACUAUUGGGGUAUUGACUGAAAAAGGAGCUCCGAAGUUGAGUUCUGCAGGGAAAAACUACUGUAUUUGGAAGAUGGGGUGUUUAGAUGAAUUGAAUGUCUCUGUCUUUUUGUUUGGGGAUGCUUACUCAAGAUAUUCAAACGAGCCUUUGGGAUCAGUCUUUGUGCUUUUCAAUUCUGUAGUUCGCAAAGACAGCAUGGGAAGUGGGUUUUCAUUGAGUAUAUAUUCAGCCACUCAAUUCCUUAAAAUCGGGACAUCUGCAGACUUUGGCAUUUGUAAAAGCAAAAGGCAAGAUGGGAAUGCUUGCACAAUGGCCAUCAACAAGCAUCAAGGACAAUAUUGCAAAUACCACACAACGAGGGCAUAUCAAAAAUAUUCUACCAUGCGUUCUGAGUUCAAGGGUGGGAACCUGCAAAGAAUGUUCAAGCUCCAGUCAGAAGGGAUUUACAUGGUUGAUCCUCUAGCUAGCAAGUCAAAUUUGAGAACGUCUACUCAGCGAGCUAAGGUUCUGUCUGUCGAUGGUCUUAAGAAAGCUCUCAGUAAUGCAGAAAAUGUCACUAGCAAUCGCUACUCACAGGGAAUAAGAUUUUUAUCGAAGGUCACAGCAAAUACGCAACCAAAAGUUGUGAGCAGGGAAUCUGCAAAAGAUAACCACCUCAACUCAAAGAAAAGGCCAACCUCCUCUAUGGUGAAGGAAAAAAUUCAACUGAAUGCAAAAAGAAAUAAGACAACGCAUUCUUCUUCCACUGGAAACAUGAUUGAACUUGAUAUUGUCAACUCAGAUGAAGAGUGUUAAAGACUGAUAAAUUUUCCAACUUUUAUGCAACAGACUUACCAUCAUUUCAACUCUGUAACAGCCUCAGUUGAAAUGCAAUCAAGUCCAGCUAAGCAUAUGCUUUCAGGUAUAUUUAUGUAGAAAGUCAAUCUCAAAUUGACUGUUACUGUUUCCCAAUUUUGACAAUGUCUUCCAUCAAGUUAAUUUUACUAUUCCAAUUUUCAAGUCUCUUUUAAGAGUUAUCU
Dioscorea cayenensis subsp. rotundata (Guinea yam) is the source of this 1470-nucleotide messenger RNA. Its product is annotated as protein MCM10 homolog. The coding region runs from base 44 to 1246 and encodes 400 amino acids. Gene Ontology annotation, molecular function: DNA replication origin binding; single-stranded DNA binding. Gene Ontology annotation, biological process: DNA replication; DNA replication initiation. Gene Ontology annotation, cellular component: nucleus; replication fork protection complex. Lineage: Eukaryota; Viridiplantae; Streptophyta; Magnoliopsida; Dioscoreales; Dioscoreaceae. The transcript has 11 exons. The record is from RefSeq and is a predicted model, not a curated record.